AUGAUAGCAAAUGACCCCAAGGGCCCAUUUGUAUCAAAGAAAAAGGGAGGGAGUAAGACGGGGCCUGAAAGUAGAAAAACAAAGGAAACAGGAAAGGAAGAAUCCUAUUUUAAAAUUUUUGUGGAUGGCUCUUCAUCAGUACAGGAUGGGGAAAGGAGAACUGGCUGUGGGAUAUACAUGGAGGAUGAACACGGACAGGAAAGAUAUAGUGCGGCUUUGAAAUUACCUAAAACCAUGAGUGCACAGGCAGCAGAACUAACAGCCGUUGCAUAUGUGGUUGGUCACCCGGAAUACUUUCCGCCUAGAUCAGUCAUAUACUCUGAUAGCAUGUAUAUCUGUAACAGCCUCUCAGAACAUUUGCCCCUAUGGGAAGCAAGAGGAUUUGUCUCAGCAGAUGGAAGGCCCCUUCCUUCGUCCCCGAUAUUACGGUACAUCUGUGAAGAAGCACAGGGGAAAGGGUUCGGGGUCACAAAAGUGAAAGCUCAUUCAAAACUAUCUCCCAAAGGGAACAGGAAAGCUGAUGAACUAGCCAAACGAGGUGCUGUAAGUGGACAGGAAUGGCAGCCACCGAUUGGGGAAAUCGGUGGCCAGAGAGAGAAGUAG
Molecule: messenger RNA, 603 nt
Organism: Carcharodon carcharias (great white shark)
Lineage: Eukaryota; Metazoa; Chordata; Chondrichthyes; Lamniformes; Lamnidae
Product: ribonuclease H-like
Exons: 1
Coding region: 1-603 (200 amino acids)
Biological process (GO): DNA replication, removal of RNA primer
Molecular function (GO): nucleic acid binding; RNA-DNA hybrid ribonuclease activity
Source: RefSeq, a predicted model, not a curated record